Oldenlandia corymbosa var. corymbosa is the source of this 510-nucleotide messenger RNA. Lineage: Eukaryota; Viridiplantae; Streptophyta; Magnoliopsida; Gentianales; Rubiaceae. The record is from the annotation of a GenBank genome assembly.
AUGCGGCAUAUUACUCUAGAUGGGCUACAACGUAAUCCAGUUGAUUCUUGGAAUCACAAUGCCUUCUUACAGCUGCACGAUUUGACACAGCAGGCAAUGACUGUCAGCAAGACAUCUGUUUGGGCUGAUAGUGAGAACCCAAGCCAAGAUUUUGUUCCAGCUGACCCAACCCAGGAGUAUAUCCCACCUAGGCCUCCCAGGACUGACCGAGGCGGCUUCCAGUUAGGGAGUGGGAGAAUGAGAAAACCUGUGGCCACCCAGAAUACCGGCGGGCAAUCUUCUACCCCCCAUGUGUCUCCUUACCGUCCAUCAUCGCCACACCACCAUCCCUCUCCUCCUUUUGAGCAAAUGCAUUUUGAUUCAGAUUUUAUUAAUCUAGAUCCUAAUGCUGGGGGUUUCUUUCAGACUAGUUACGAGAGUGGUCAUCAUACGGAACAUAAAAAAGAAGAAAAAGUGCUGCAUGACAGAUUCUCAGGAGAAAAAGCGCAAGAUGUAGAACUAUUAGAUUGA